Pogoniulus pusillus (Red-fronted tinkerbird) is the source of this 2285-nucleotide messenger RNA. It is a transcript of the gene SNTA1, whose product is annotated as syntrophin alpha 1. Gene Ontology annotation, molecular function: protein binding; structural molecule activity. Lineage: Eukaryota; Metazoa; Chordata; Aves; Piciformes; Lybiidae. The transcript has 8 exons. The record is from RefSeq and is a predicted model, not a curated record. Gene Ontology annotation, cellular component: sarcolemma; intracellular anatomical structure; dystrophin-associated glycoprotein complex. The coding region runs from base 38 to 1501 and encodes 487 amino acids.
GCAGGGAGCGGCGGGGGCGGCGCAGCAGGCGCGGAAGAUGGCGGCGGGCAGGCGCGCCCCGCGCAGCGGGCUGCUGGAGCUGCGCGGCCCCGGCGGGCAGUGGCUCCGCGUCCUGCUCACCCUGGCCGAGGACGUGCUGGGGGUGAGCCCGGCCGAUGGCCCCGGUCCCGGGGAGGCCCCCGCGGCGCAGCUGAACGGCGGCGAACCGGGCUCCGCCGUGCCCGAGGCGCUCGCCAACAUCAGGCGCACCGUGCGGGUGGUGAAGCAGGACGUUGGGGGUCUCGGCAUCAGCAUCAAAGGUGGCAGGGAGAAUAAAAUGCCCAUCUUGAUCUCCAAGAUAUUCAAGGGGCUGGCAGCAGACCAGACCGAGGCGCUGUACGUGGGGGAUGCCAUCCUCGCCGUCAACGGCACCGACCUCUCCGAGGCGACCCACGACGAGGCCGUGCAGGCCCUGAAGAAGACGGGCAAGGAGGUGGUCUUGGAAGUGAAGUACAUGAAGGAGAUCUCUCCCUACUUCAAGAACUCCUCCACGGGCGCCACGGUCAGCUGGGACCCCUCGCCCACCGCCCUGCAGAAGCGGUCGUCCCCUCUGCUGCCUCCUCGGGAGCUGCGGGAGGGCAAGACCCUGCCCCUGAAGAUGUGCUACGUGUCCCGCAAGUGCCUCCCCACCGACCCGGAGCACAGGUACCUGGAGGUGUGCUCGGCGGACGGGCGCCUUGCCCUCUUCCUGCGGGCGAAGGACGAGGCGACGGCGCAGUCCUGGCUCGCUGCCAUCCAGGCCAACGCGGGCGCGCUGCUGCCGCGGGUGAAGGAGGAGCUGCGAGCGCAGCUGGCAGGUGCCAGCGGGGUGGCUGGCAGGGACGUCAAGCACGUGGGCUGGCUGACCGAGCAGCUCCCUAGUGCUGGCACCAGGAACCUCUUGGCCGUGCUGACCGAGAAGGAGCUGCUGCUGUACGGCAGCCUGCCGCAGCACCGUGACGCCCUGGGCAAGCCCACGCACAACUACCCCCUCAUUGCCACCAGGCUGGUGCACUCGGGGCCGGCCAAGGGCUCGGCGCUGUACGAGGCGGAGCUGUCGUUCGCGCUGCGCAGCGGCAGCCGGCUGGGCGUGCAGAGCCACCUCUUCAGCCUGGAGAGCCCCCGCGACCUGGCGCUGUGGACGCGGCUGCUGGUGGACGGAACCCACGGAGCUGCCGAGCUGGUCCAGGAGGUCUCGGCAGCUUGCACGUGGAAGGGGCAGGAGUGCACCCUGUCCAUCCACAUCGACAAGGGCUUCACCAUCUCCACCACCGAGCCCGGGCUCAGCAAGACCAUCCUGCUCCAGCAGCCCUUUGAGAAGCUCCAGAUGUCCUCUGAUGAUGGCACCAAGAUGCUCUACCUGGACUUUGGUGGCCCAGAGGGAGAGAUUCAAUUGGACCUUCACUCUUGCCCCAAAACCAUCGUCUUCAUCAUCCACUCCUUCCUCUCGGCCAAGGUGACCCGGCUGGGGCUGCUGGCAUGAAGAAGGAGUGGAGCAUCGUGGGCAGAGCAGCCCCAGCCCCACCGAUCUAUGCACCUCCCUCCAGGCCAUCCCAGCCGCAAGCCAUCCCGUGGAGCCCGCGGCCCGUGGCUGGGGUCACGCCACUCCCACCAAGGAAAAGCACCAUCCAGCUGGGAAAAACCAUUUCAGGGCGACAACAGGGUGAAACCCCUCGUGGAUGGCAGCGCCAGGACUCCUCUGGUUCCUCCUUCCCCUCCUUCCUCCAGCGGGAUGCUCGGCGGCGGCUGGAGAAGCCCGGCGGGAGCCCGCGGCGGGCAACCCCGCGGCUGUCACCCCAGUGCCUUCUGAGAUGCUAUUUUCUCUACAAGUAACCCAUUUCUAGCUACGUUUUGUAUUUAUAUCGCCCAGCUCAACGUGCUGGCCCUGGCAGCUCUCCCCCACCCGCCUCGGACACCCUCAGGGAAGUCCUGCAGCACAAGGAUGUGUUUGUUUGUCUCCCUCCCCCCCCAAACAGACGGCUCAAGGGGCUGGAGAGCCAAGGCAGCUCCGCGGUGCUCCCGAGGUGGGAGCUGCAGAUCAGCUUCGUUUGCCAAAUCCUUCCAGCCUGUGCUGACUCGUGGGAACCACCGUUCUGGGUCGGAGCUGGACAGUUUGCUUCGUCUGGCUGACUCCUUGGUUGAGGGGUAGGGGGGUCAGGUGGCUGCUGGGCAACAACUUCUAUGAAACAAAAGAUUUCUGCAUGAAAACACUUCAUUUUUUUGGAGGGGGGAGGUGGUGUUGAAUAAACAUUGCAGAGCACAACUGA